AUGAGCGAGCCCGUCAGCGAAGAACCAACAACAACUGCGCCGCCUUCUGAUCCGGCAGAUCCUCCCAAAGAGACCGUCGAGCCGGAAUCCCCAGUGGAGCCCCAACAGCCAGUUGAACAAGACGUCGCCCAGGAACACGAAAAUGGAACUACAGAGCCAGAAAGUGUCGAUGAGCCUCAAACGAUCCCUUUAACCAACGGAUCACAUGCGUCUCUUCCGUCUAGUCCAGCUAGAAGCCGAGCAAUCAGUGCCGCUACCUCGGUCAACCAAGCAGCGACAGUUUCAUUUAUCAAAUCGUCGUUCGAGAAACUUCUCCAGAUCAAGGAAAUCACCAAGAAACACAAGAACUUGGUUGAGCUACUAAACAAGUCAAUCGAGACUUUAAAUACAGGCGAACUUCCAACCGAGCACGAUUUGUUCGAAGUGCUCAGAACUGCCUGUGACAUCCCAAACCCAGAAUCCAAAAUUGUCGCCUUGGACUGUCUCAGCAAAAUCUUCACCUUCAACGUGUUCAGCGAGCCUAUUCUCAUAAGCUACAAGAGGACUAAGGCAGAAAUCCACACGGAUGUCGAUAUCGAAACGAAUAACGAUACCAAUGAUGGCCGUGUGCAUACAGUUCCUUUAAUCGAGGCUGUCGUCCAAGUGAUCAGCUCGUGUUUUGAAGGAGAAGGUACCGAUGAACGGGUUGAACUCCAGGUGAUACGAGUGCUUACAGGGGCAAUUUUGAACGAUUCUAUGCCAAUUCAUGGAAAAGUUCUGUUGCAAGCAGUGAGACAAAUUUACAAUAUCUUUUUGUUAUCUCUGUCCCCUGUGAAUCAAGGUAUUGCACAAGCAACUUUGACGCAGGUUGUCAAUGUUGUUUUCGAGAAAGUGUCUUCGGCACGCAAAAAGAAUAAUGCUGAGUUAGAGCCUCCAGAACAGGCCGAGGAUCUCGCAGCUCCAGCAACUCCAAGUACUCCAAUUGUGCCGCCACCUAAAAUGACACUUCAAGAAAUGGAACAGAACAUGCAGACCGACGAUGUCCAAAUCGGGAUAGACGAGUUCUCAAAUGAAGAGGAACUUAUUGUGAAGGAUGCAUUUUUGAUUUUGAGAUCGAUGUGUAAUCUAUCUGUGAAGGUCAUGGAGAACGAUUCUAUUGACAUGAGAUCCCAUGCGAUCAGAUCAAAGCUUUUGUCGUUGCACAUUGUGCAUUGGAUUUUGAAAAAUCACAUCGACGCUUUCCUUGACAGAGAUUGCAAUAUUGUGAAUAGAGCCACAAACGAAAGAACCAGACUCGUGGACGCGAUCAGAAAGUACUUGUGUCUUGUUUUGGCUCGCAAUGCUGCAUCUCAAUUGGCUCCUGUUUACGAGGUUUGUCUAGAAAUUUUUUGGAUCAUGGUCGAUAAGAUGAGAGCCCAAUUCAAGUCGGAGAUCCCUGUGUUCCUGGAUGAGAUCUACUUCCCUGUUAGUGAAAUGAAAUCCUCGACAGCUCACCAAAAAAGAUAUCUGUUGUCGAUCAUAUUCAGAAUUUGCAAAACUCCUAAAGCAUUGAUAGAGCUUUACUUGAAUUAUGAUUGCGAUACGUCAAUGCCUAAUUUAUGUGAGCUGAUUAUGGAUUAUUUGGCUCGGUUUGCUCUCACCAGAGUUGAAGCCACACCAACUCAAAAAGUCAGUUAUAGGGAAAGUCUCACCAGAAACUUGGCCACCUACAAUCUUUCCGAUGUUCCGCAGCUCAAUGUUGCAAAGCUUGGAGGACAUCCUCCAAACCCUGAUGCUUCUCUCACUUUCCCUGUGGAGUAUGCCUUGAAAAUGACUUCGAUCGACUGUAUUCUAGCAUUUUUGAGAUCACUCAAUUCCUGGAGCGGUACUCCUCUCAUUACAACCACAAAUGGUGAUGUUGGAGGUGCUCUGUCUACUUACGCUCAUAGAGAUCGUGCGCUCACAAGCAGUUCUGUUUUGUCACAAGCUUCGGCAGAGGCUUCUGCAGCAAGUGUCUCCGCCAGCGAGACUGCAACUUCGGCAAACGAUGAAACCUCUGCUUCCCAGUUUGAAAACAUUAAACAAAGGAAGAAUGCUUUCCUUGACAGUGUUCGUCUCUUCAACUACAAUCCUAAAAAGGGACUCAAGAUUUUACUCGAAAACGGUUUUAUUCCAAGCGAUUCUCCUUUGGAUAUUGCGAAGUUCUUGUUGGAAACCGAAACUUUAGACAAAGCAGCUAUUGGAGAGUUUUUGGGUGAAGGGGAUGAGAAGAACGUUGCUAUUAUGCAUGAAUUCGUUGAUUUGAUGGAAUUUAAGAAUAAGAAGUUCCUGGACGCCUUAAGAUACUUCUUGCAACACUUUAGACUUCCUGGUGAAUCUCAGAAGAUUGAUCGAUUCAUGCUGAAAUUUGCCGAGAAGUAUGUGAACGACAAUCCUUCUUCAUUCGCAAACGCAGACACUGUUUACGUGCUUUCCUAUUCUGUCAUCAUGCUCAAUACGGAUCAACAUUCACCUCAAGUCAAAAAGCGGAUGACUUUAGAAGACUUCGUCAACAACAACAGAGGAAUUGACGAUGGCAAAGACAUUGAUCAUGCUGUUCUUCAGCAGAUUUACACAGAUAUCCAAAAUAACGAGAUCAUUUUGAAGAGUGAACAGCAUGCAGCCUUGAUCGCCAAUGACAUACAGCCAAUUCAGCAAUCAUUUUUCGGUGGAAGAGAUUUGGCUAAAGAGCAGUACGCAAAAGCUUCCAAAGAAAUGUCGUCCAAAACAGAGGAAGCAGUUAAGAGUAUAAGAAAUACCUCCAAGAAAACAUCGAGGGUGGUAUUCUAUCCAGCAAAUGUUCUUAACAAUUCCGAGCAUGUCCGCUCGAUGUUUGACAAUCUUUGGAUGUCAAUUUUGGCAGGUUUGACUCCUCCGUUCAAGGAAUAUGACGAUGACGAUACUUCGAAGCUGCUACUUGAAGGUAUCAAAUUGUCCAUCCACAUUUCUUGUAUGUUUGAUUUGGACUACGCCAGAACGUCUUUCAUCAGAGCUCUUGUCCAAUUCUGUAACUUGAACAAUCCUGAAGAACUGAAAGACAAGAACAUCGAUGCAGUCUACUCGUUGCUCGAUGUUGCGGUUGAAGAGAACUCAAACCUUGGAUCAUCAUGGAAGAGUAUUUUAACUUCUAUAUCUCAGAUUGAACGGUUGAAAUUGUUAUCCCAGGGAGUCGACUCUGAUACUAUCCCAGAUCUGAUCAAUGCUCGUUUGGCGAGUAGAAACUCUAUUGAAAGUUCUAGAUCUCACAACUCAAACCAGGGAUCGUUCUUCCCAUUUGGCAAAAAGCAAACCAUUGCAGAGCAGACAUCGCAGCACUAUUUCAGCCAAAAGCUGAAUGCAAGCAUGAUUUUGCGUAUCAGCUCAACUGACUUGGAUGUUGCCAUUGACAAAGUGUUUUCAAAAAGUUCGACAAUCGAGGGCAAUGGUAUAUUUGAUUUCAUCGCUGCAUUGAGCGAGGUGGCCCACGAAGAGAUAGAGUCUUCUGGCCAGAGUCAAAAUCCUCGUAUUUUCUCUCUACAAAAAAUGGUUGAUGUUUGUUACUAUAACAUGGGCAGAAUUAGAGUCCAAUGGUCUGCUCUUUGGGCGGUGAUGAACGAAAAAUUCAAUGAGUUUGGCUGUCACCAAAACACAUCAAUUGCCUUUUUCGCAUUGGACUCUUUAAGACAACUUUCGGAGCGUUUCUUUGCAAUCGAAGAGCUUUCUCAUUUCCGGUUCCAGAAAGAGUUUUUGAAACCUUUCAACUACAUUAUUUUGAACAGCCCUCAUCUGCAAGUUCGUGAAAUGGUCCUGGACUGCGUUCAGUACAUGAUCCAAAAAAAGGCGGACUUAAUUAAAUCUGGUUGGCAAACAUUGUUGGAGAUUCUCACUAAUGCAGCAAAAGAUAACAACGAGAAGUUUGUUGCCAAAGGACUGUCUUAUGCAAGUAUGAUUAUGAGAAGUCAUUUUGAGCAGAUCAUCAAGCUUGAUGCUUUCUCUUCGCUGGUCGUUUGUCUUACAGAGUAUGCCAAAAAUGAGCAAUUCCAAAAAUCAAGUCUGCAAUCGCUUCAGUCUAUGAGAAAGCUUGUUCAAACUAUCCCAACAACUUUACAGCAGCAUGGUGAUGAGUUGACGCCUGAUGACUUGUGGUUCCCUCUUUUGUUUGGGUUCCAUGAUAUUGUCAUGAAUGGUGAAGACUUGGAAGUUCGUUCGAAGGCUCUUGCAUUCACAUUUGAUGCGCUGGUUGAAAAUGGAGGACAGUUUGAAGGUGCAUUCUGGGACAAGGUUUGUGAAGAGCUAUUGUUCCCAAUAUUUGGCAUUUUGGGUGACCGCUGGGAAUUGAAUUCCACACAGGAUGACUUGUCGGUUUGGUUAUCGACAACUUUGAUCCAGGCUUUGAGAAACAUGAUCGCUUUGUUUGGCUAUUACUUUGAUACCUUGAGUGGUAAACUGGAUGGAUAUUUGAAACUCUUGGUGUCUUGUAUCUGUCAGCAAAACGAAACCAUUUCCAAGAUUGGUAUCUCGUGUUUGAAGGAGCUGAUUUUGGAUAAUCUGUCCAAAUUUAGCGAAACCCAAUGGAACCAAAUUAACGACUCGUUUGCUGAGCUGUUUGAGCUGACCACUGCUAAGGAGUUGUUCAAGGCCGAUCCUUUGAAGGCCAAGGGAGAGCCAAAGUCUGACGAUUCGGAAGAUAUUGAGGAAGAAGAAAACACAUCGGUAAUCCAAGAUGGUGAGUCUGACUUGGAGCUUCCUUUACCUCUUAAUCAUACGAAGGAAAAGUCUGCAAUCGUGAUCAAGUGUGUCUUGCAACUUCACGUGAUUCAGAUUCUGUCCGAAUUGUUUGACAAUGACAACUUCUAUCAAACAAUUCCUGUGUCCAAUUUGUUGAAACUUUCCGACUUGUUGGAGCACAGCUACAGAUUUGCCAGAGACUUUAACGAGGACUACAACUUACGUGUUCGGCUAUGGAACGCUGGUGUGAUCAACAUGCUUCCUAACCUGUUGAAGCAGGAGACGUCUUCUUCGGGUGUCUAUAUCAGCAUUUUGUUCCGCUUGUACUGUGACACCGAGAGAGUCAAUAAGGAAGCAAGAGAGAAAAUUAUUGGCAUUCUGAUUCCAAUUGGAGUGACAAUUCUCGAGAGAUAUGUCUCCCUGAAUGAGACCGAUCAGUCAAGAAAUAUUCAAAGCUGGAGACCUGUCGUUGUGGAGAUUUUGCAGGCUUACAGUGAGCUUGAUGGAGAAGAUUUUAUCAAAUGUUGUCCAGUUGCCUACGAUCUUGUGUUACAAUUGUUCGACAAGAAUAUGAUGGCUGAUUUGAGAAGUGCGGUCAAGGAGUUUUUGACCAAGGUUGGAGACACCUACAUUCUCGAAAAGCAGGAGACGAAUUCUGUAUAG
This is a messenger RNA of Ogataea philodendri, 5367 nucleotides long. RefSeq lists its product as uncharacterized. Lineage: Eukaryota; Fungi; Ascomycota; Pichiomycetes; Pichiales; Pichiaceae. Gene Ontology annotation, biological process: regulation of ARF protein signal transduction. Gene Ontology annotation, molecular function: guanyl-nucleotide exchange factor activity. The coding region runs from base 1 to 5367 and encodes 1788 amino acids. The record is from RefSeq and is a predicted model, not a curated record. The transcript has a single exon.